AUGCGGCGUCGUUUCCGGCCUCGCUCCCCUGCUUCCUUAGUUAGGGCGAAGAAGCAGACAUACUCGCUCUCUCAUCUUCCUCACUCUCUCUUCCACCCCAGACUCCGGCGAUCUUCUCUCUUCGACAACGCCGAACAUCAGCCGCUCGCCGGCGCCGUCGUUAUUACCUAUCUCCCCAUCCUUAACCCCUUUUCCUUCCUUCCACUUCGUCCUCUUUUUCUUCAAUCUCGGUCACUCCAUAUUCUGGUGUUGCCUUACUUGGCUUCUGCUUUCCCCAUUCUAGCCGGGGGGGUUUAACUAGGGUUUUUAAUUUUUUGGUGAGUUCGGAUCGGAGCCUUCUACCCUUCUGUUUCUCUUUGAUUUUCGAUCUCAGUCCGGCAAAAAAAAUGGCGUCUCUCAUGGCGAUGCGCGGCUCGCGAGCGACGUCCUCCGUCAUCAAGGUACGGUUGUUACUUCCGCACCUCUCCCACUCUCCCUUCGGUAGAACCCUAACUGCGGCCAGAACCCUAAGCACUACUUCUUCGGCCGUUCCCAAUGAGUUCCACCACCGCCCACAACCGUCUCACUCCGAGCCUAGAGGUUUCCAUGGCGAGAGGCAUACUGAUCAGGUGCCUCGCUGGGAUAAUAGAGUUCCUCCGCCGCCUCCGCCGCCGCAGCAGUUCAAUUCGCCGCCGCAACAGCGAGGGCACGAUAACCAGUGGCACCAUCCUCAGCAGAACUCUCCGCAGCAGUUCAAUUCGCUGCCGCAGCGACAGCAAGGAAACCAUAACCAGUGGCACCACCCUCAGCAGAACACUCCGCCGCAGAUGGGCGGAGGGCAGGGGAAUUACCAGGGUAAUUUUCCAGAUCGAAGGCAGAAUUUGAAUCAGGGGUUUCCUAAUAGAGGGUAUCCUAAUCCAGAUCAGGGAUACCCUAAUCGUGGUUUCGAUCAGCAGCAGCAGCAGCAUCCGCCUCCUCAAGGGGGCCCUGGCCAUUGGAAUUCUCCAGGUGGUGGUCAGAGCGGUCCUCAGCAUCAUAAUGCCCCACAGGUGAACGGUAAUGUCCAGAACUAUGGGCAACGGGGAGUUCCGAAUCAGUGGAAUAACCAAGUCCAAGUGCAGCACCCUCGACCGGGAAAUUUCGUUGCUGAACCUGUUAAUUCUGAUCCAGUGCCUUCGUUAGCUGAUUUGUUGAAUUUGUGCGGUGAAGGGAAGGUCAAGGAAGCAGUCGAGUUGAUGGAUAAAGGCCUUAGAGCUGAUUACGCUUGCUUCGAUUCUCUAUUUAGGUUGUGUAGCAAACUCGAGGAUGCCAAGAAAGUGCAUGACUACCUUCUGCAAUCGACUUGCAGGGGUGAUCUGAUGUUGAACAAUAAGGUGAUUGAGAUGUAUGGCAGAUGCGAGAGUAUGACUGAUGCUCGUAGGGUGUUUGAUCACAUGCCGGAAAGAAACAUGGAUACCUGGCACUUGAUGAUCCAUGGUUAUGCAAACAACAACUUGGGGGAUGAAGGUUUGCAGCUGUUUGAGCAGAUGAGGAAGCUAGAUCUCAAACCCACGGAAGAAACGUUCCUCGCUGUUCUAUCAGCCUGUGGCAGUGCAGAUGCCGUGGAUGAGGCAUUCAUCCAUUUCAAGUUGAUGAAGAGCGAUUUUGGGAUCGAUCCACAAAUGAAACACUAUGUUGGAAUGAUUGACGUGCUUGGGAAAUGUGGGUUUCUCAACGAAAUCGAACAGUACAUUGAGAAACUGCCAUUUGAUCCCUCUGUGGAAAUCUGGGAGAAGUACAUGAACUAUGCUCGAAUCCACGGAGAUGUGGAUCUUGAAGAUCGCCUCGAAGAACUGAUUGUUUCCAUGGAUCCCUCUAAGGCAGUGGCUAAAAAGAUUCCUACGCCACCUCCAGUGAAGCGUACUGCAGUCAGCAUGCUGGAAGGGAAGAGUAGAAUAGCAGAGUACCGUUAUCCUGCUCUCUACAAGGAUGAUCCAAAACUCAAGGAAAUGUUGGAGUUGAAGAACUCGGGUUAUGUUCCAGACACCAGAUAUGUUCUCCAUGACAUUGAUCAAGAGGCAAAAGAGCAAGCUUUAUUGUACCAUAGUGAGAGGCUGGCGAUUGCUUAUGGACUGAUCAGCACUCCUGCGAGGACGACACUGAGGAUCAUAAAGAACCUCCGGAUAUGCGGCGACUGUCACAAUGCCAUCAAGAUUAUGUCCAGGAUUGUGGGGAGGGAGUUGAUCGUUAGGGAUAACAAGAGGUUUCAUCACUUCAGGGAUGGCAAGUGCUCUUGUGGAGAUUACUGGUGAGUGGUGAUUACUGAAACAAGAUUCCUGAGAACAUUGUAGUUACCUAGUUUAUUCACUUUGUUCUGUUUACUGGGACCUUGUUUAUAAAAUUGCUCGAGCUGC
Messenger RNA from Linum trigynum, 2372 nucleotides. Lineage: Eukaryota; Viridiplantae; Streptophyta; Magnoliopsida; Malpighiales; Linaceae. The record is from the annotation of a GenBank genome assembly.